Molecule: messenger RNA, 600 nt
Organism: Pedinophyceae sp. YPF-701
Lineage: Eukaryota; Viridiplantae; Chlorophyta; Pedinophyceae
Source: the annotation of a GenBank genome assembly
AUGGCCGGGGCACCGCAGGGCCCGGUGUUCGUGGAGGCGGACCCCGCGGACCCCGCGUUCGCGCCUCCGUCGCCGCGGCAAGUGCCGGACGCCCUUCUCGACGCCAGCGCUGACUCCAUAGAGAUAGAAGGGUCGCGGGUGGACUUUCGGCCGCUCUGUUCGGAGAACGUCGGGGACCUCAAGCGGCUGAACUCGGUGCUGUUUCCGAUCAACUACAACGACAAGAUUUACGAGCAGUGCAUGCAGUCAGGGAGGUGCACGCAGCUGGCGUACGUCGGCAACGAGCUGGUCGGCGCCAUCGCGUGCCGCCUCGAGGCUCGCGCCGGCGGCGCGGCCUGCUACAUCGCCACCCUGGGAGUGCACGCGCCGUACCGCGGGCAGUGCCUCGGCACAGUGCUGCUCCAUAGAGCCAUGCAAGCCUGCCGCGACGACGACGCGAUCGGGGAGGCGCUGCUGCACGUGCAGACCAACAACGACGCGGCUCUCAAGUUCUACCUGCGCAACAACUUCCGCGUGCUCGGCGUGGUGAAGAACUACUACCGGAGGAUCGCGCCGCCAGACGCGUGGCUGCUGCGGCUGAGACUGAGGGAGCGCGGCUGA